UAUUUUUGUGGUAUUUUUUGCUCUUCGCCACACGGUCAGCUGUUUAUACUACAAAACAAUCGCUGUUUGGAAAUGGACACGGAGCUAACCAACAAGGCCAUUGCCGAGCUGAUGCGCGAAAUCGAGGCCCAGAAGUCCGGUAUUCUUAUCAGCCACAAGCAAAGUGAGCGAAAAGUGAAUCCUUUGGGAAAACCAAACAAACGUUUUUUGGGCCGUACCAUAAAUACGGCUCUUCGGCAUAAUAAAAGAGAAAAGGAACGCACCCAGGCUAAUUGUCGGCAGAAGUUACAGGAUCUGGAUGAUAUAAAUGAAAGGAGAAGGUCUAACUCCUUCUACAAUAGAAAUUCCGGCAGGAAUCGGAGUGUGGAUAGGAGCAGAGACAGAAGUUCAAGCAGAAGUCGCAGCAGAAGUCGAAGCAGGAGUCGCCGGAAAAAGACAAAAAAACGACGAAGCAGAAGCAGUAGCAGCAGUUCCAGUCGCAGUCGCAGUCGUUCACAUCGAAGAAAAAAACAUAAAAAAAAGGCCAAGAAACACAAGAAAUCCCAAAAAAGGAACCGGAAGAGCAGAAGCAGCAGUGAUGAUCGGAAAGUUGCGCCCAGCGAGAAUAUACCUAUAGCCCAACCCUCGGAAAUAUUCCUCAACCACUCUAAGCAAAUGGCUUUGGCCGUGGCUAUGGCAUAUAGUCAAGUUUUUAGUGCAAAUAGCCAAGAUGAAUCCAAGGAACAGCCGUCUUCCCCUCUCAGCGAUAUAGUUCGUGAACUGAUGUCCGACGAAGAGCAGAACAACCCAGAUAUUCCCGAUGUCCUUUCAAUUUCAUCCAGCGACGAAGAUGAAAAUGUUCUGACUAUCAAAGUAAGCUCAAAUUCAGAGUCCGAUGGCGAUUCCUCAAGCUUGGAUACAGACUCAGACCUAAAGGACAGUGCUGGCAGCUGCAUAAACCUAGAAGAAUCUGAAUCGGAUAAGAACAGUGAUAUAGAAAUAAUCGCGUGCCAUAAACAGCUGGAAAAGGUCAGAGCACCUCCUCAACCCAGUAACGAAAAUAAGCAAGUCGGCGAAUGUGCCGACCUCACCACCGUGGACCUGACUGAAGAAUAAAUAGGAUAAUGUUUAGUUAGAAAAUCUAUUCAUCAUUAACCAACAUCACAGGUUAUAGUUCUCCGUUAAUCAAUCUCUGGGAGGCAAUUUGUUAGUUCUAACAAGGUUGUAAAUAAAUGUGGCAUCAGAUUGACAGAUGUAAGCCAAUAAGUAAUUCAAAGAUAUUAGAAUUUUGUUACAAAAAUGUUUUAAUAUAAUAAAUGUAUAUUUUAUAUGAAACUGAGGAAGAAAA
This is a messenger RNA of Drosophila eugracilis, 1327 nucleotides long. Its product is annotated as serine/arginine-rich splicing factor 4. NCBI's taxonomy places the organism in Eukaryota, Metazoa, Arthropoda, Insecta, Diptera, Drosophilidae. The record is from RefSeq and is a predicted model, not a curated record. The transcript has 2 exons. The coding region runs from base 73 to 1095 and encodes 340 amino acids.